Molecule: messenger RNA, 3112 nt
Organism: Ostrea edulis (European flat oyster)
Lineage: Eukaryota; Metazoa; Mollusca; Bivalvia; Ostreida; Ostreidae
Product: protein unc-93 homolog A-like
Exons: 3
Coding region: 277-1635 (452 amino acids)
Source: RefSeq, a predicted model, not a curated record
AUCGCGCGAGACUCUGUAUCAGACGAGGAGAUAACCACGGGUAAAUGAAUUUGUUCAUACUGAUUCUACUUAGCACGUGUAUCCUACUUCAGCAUAUCAAUAAUCCAAACUAGGGUUAAGUCGCAUUCGUUCAAAAUUUUGACAACAUUGUAAACAAGAUGUCAAAUUUUGGCUGGAAAUUCAGGUAUGUCGUUUUAUCAGCCGACCAUGAUGACCAGUCGCCUGUUGUGUAUUGAUCUCCCGCUAAAGAGAAAGUAUCGUUUGUAGCAAGACAUCAUGAAGAAGAUAUUUUUCGGAUGCAGGAAAGUCGAGAAGGAAGUCGGCGUAAGCGGACGAGAAACAGUAAAUGUGUUUAUCAUCUCCUUCUGCUUCUUUUGUGUGUUUACAGCGUACUUAGCACUACAAAACCUGCAGAGCAGUUUGAACCAAGAGGAUAGCCUGGGAAUAACAUCGCUCACCUGUAUGUACGCUUUCAUCAUCGUGUCGGCCAUUCUGGCUCCAUGGAUAAUCAAGUCAUUAGGAAUCAAGCUUUCCUUGCUUAUAUCAUGGGUAUCGCAUAUUCUCUACACGAGCAGCAAUUUUUAUCCAACGUUUGCUACACUGCUACCGACCUCCAUCCUUCUCGGGCUCAUAUCAGGACCAAUGUGGACUUCUCAAAGCGUCUUCAUCUCCACAAAUGCCUACUCCUAUUCUGACCUGAAUAAGGCAGAUACUCACGCCACUCUCAGUCGUCUUAAUGGGAUUUUCUUCACUUUAUAUGAACUCACUCAAAUCACGGGAAAUUUGGUGUCCUCUUUAGUCUUAAAUAAAGACCAGUACAAUAUGACGUCAUCUUCAGCGUUGGUCUGUGGUUGUAAUGACUGUCCAGUUGUUUCGUCCGGCAAUGAAACGAACAAAAUCAUCGAGCCGCCGACCUCUACAAUUUACUUGAUGCUUUCGGUUUUUCUAGUCUUUGAUGUGAUGGGAUUUUUAUGUACUGUAGUCUUUUUGCCCUCAAUUCCAAAGAGUGAAUGGGCAGAACAAUCUAACACAAAAGAGUCGAUUACGGCCUGUUUCUCUGCUUUGUUGGAUCCCAAACUUUUCUUGCUCGUACCGUUCAUUUCAAUAAUGGCGAUGGAACAGGCAGUGCUAUGGACUGAUUAUACCAAGUCUUACAUAAGUUGCCCGUUUGGCAUACAGAUGGUAGGAUUUGUAAUGGCUAGUUAUGGCUGUGCGACGACUGUAAGUGCUCUUGUGACGUCACGGAUAGCCAAGUACACGGGGCGGUAUAUUCUGUUUGGACUCGCAGCCUGUAUCAACAUGGCAAUAUUUGUUUUGCUAUAUAUCUGGGUACCAGAACCUGGCCAGGAGAGAUACGUGUUUGCCAUGGCGGUGGUGUGGGGCUUGGGGGAAGGGAUAUGGCAGACACAAUCGAAUGCAUUGAUAGCCCUGCUAUUCCCAGAAAAGACAGAAUCGGCCUUUGCGAACUAUCACUGCUGGAAGGCAACCAGCUUUACCGUGUACUUCGUCAUCAGUUUAUACGUAUGUGUGAAAACUAAACUGAUCGUCGUCAUGACUCUUCUGGCUGUUGGCUCAUUCCUCUAUGUUGGUGUUGAAGUUUACGUAUAUAGAAGAAACCACAAAGAACGAAAAUGAAAAAGAAAAUUUAUCCGUCCACCCAUAGCAUUAUACUUGUAUUAUUGUACGUUGUUGUUCUAUAGUAAAUAGAAGAAAAAAACCCAGAUCACAACAUAUAUCAUGCCCGUAAGUGCCAUGUGUAUUCACGAGAGAGAGAGAGAGAGAGAGAGAGAGAGAGAUUAAAUGAAAAAGAUACAGGAUAUUUCUGCGACUCGGCAUUAAAUACAUGUACAUCACGUCAUGAAAAGGAGAAGUUACAAUGUAGGACUGCGGCCAUAGAUGCAUUAUGAACAAAUACAUGUAUGUAGGUCUUUAUUUAGUGUCCCAGAUAUGUCUACCAAAAGUAAUAUUUUCACAUGACAUAAUUCAAUUUUACAAAAAGGAUACAAGAUUAAUGAAAAUUCCUAAUUUUCUCCUGGCUAAAAAAUAACAAGAAAAUAGAGAGCACACAUUUUCAUAACUUUCAAACAUACAUGUAGCAAAUGCAACUUUGUUACAUGUAUAAAAAUAGUAUCGUCGACUGCCCUAUUUCGGUGACUGACCAGAAUCGGUAACCUUUUGUUUACGUGUGCGCGUUGUCGUUUCCGGGUGUAGAUUGCGUCAUCAAUUUUGCCGUAGUGUUUGCAACCAUAUAUAGAGUACGUCUUCAAUUGUUUUCCAAAAUGAACUACUAGGAGAGUAUGCAAAAAAAUCAACAUAAGCACCCCCAAAAUAAGCCCAUUUACUUAUUACCUUCAAAUUAAUAUAAAAUAUACCAAAAGUCUAGAACUCUACCCAAAAUAUUUAAUUCAUUGACGAUUAGUUGCACAUGAAGUUCGUCCUGUAUAUACGUUUUUGCAGUUACACUUUUGGCAAACCUAUAUUAACAAUGGUCUCCGAAAUAGGUGACGUCACCGUUUGAGGACCACAAAGUGAAUUGUUUUUUGUUACGAAAAUGUAAUCAAUUAACGUACCAAUAGACUUGGAAUUUUUGGAUAAAAGUAAAGAAAUUUAAUUACUUUAAAGUUAGGUGUAUUGUUUAUUUAUUUAAUCCAAGUGAUUAAUGAGAAAAUUGCGGUUUAUCACUAAGGUCACCGAAACCGGUCAGUCGACGAUACAUAGACAAUCGUGUGCAUUAGGUUUCCCGCAGAAAAACGUAUGUACUGCUACAAAAGCAUAUACCUAUUUCUUCUUAAACUCUAAUUUUCCCGAAGUCUGUGACAACCUUGUGGCUUUAAAUACUUGCAUUCUAUAUUUUUACUGAGAAAUCAUCUUAAGAUAAACUGUCCUAACUUUCUCCACAUCGUAGAAAAUGGGUGAAAAUUACUUUCAUUCCUCAUAAACAGAUUUCAUGCAAUUUGUUAAAAAAGAACUUUUUAUGACGCUAAGCCAAACAUCCUUGAACGUCGCAUGGCGCGACUUUGUUUAUAGACACGAUUUAAAGAAUGCCCACCUAUUGAAAUGAGGUUAAAAGGCAACUAGAUUAUAUAAUAAUAAAUCAGAUUAUCGAAGUUUU